CUUUUCCUCUCCUCUCAUUCGCCGCGGCGCACGUUAACCUCCUCCGCCGUAAUCCACCACACGCCCCGGACCGGAGGGAGUUGUUAGAGCUUCGUUGAUUUUAUCCGAUCGUCAUUAACUGCGAGAGAUCUGUGGCGAGAAACAGAAAGUGAACAAUUUUGUUUUGGGAAGGCAAAUCUAGGGUUAGUGGUUUGAUGCGUUGUCGGUCCGCCCAAACGGGUUGUAGUUGGGGCGGGAGCCUGAGAUGGCUAAUCAUGGAGUGGGGAACAAGUUUUUGUCCGUCAAUCUAAACAAGUCGUAUGGCCAAUCAUCUACCCAUCAUCAUCAACAUCAUUAUCACGGUUCUUAUGGUUCCAAUCGGGGGGGACGGACUAGUGGUGGUGGAGGAGGAGGAAUGGUUGUCCUUUCACGGCCUCGCAGCUCACAGAAGUCUGGGCCCAAGCUUUCUGUUCCACCCCCCUUGAAUCUGCCCUCACUACGCAAGGAACACGAACGGUUUGAUUCAUCGGGGUCAGGUGCUGGUACCACUGGUGGAGGAAUUUCUGGAAGUGGGUCAAGGCCCACAUCAUCCGGCAUGGGUUGGAGUAAGCCUGGCACUGUUGCUUUGCAGGAGAAGGAAGGGUUUGUUGGUGAUCAUGUCGGUGGUGGUGUUGAUCAUGGUUUUAAUAUUGGUGAUGAGGUCAGUAAGGGAGGCAAUGGCGUUUAUAUGCCGCCUUCAGCAAGGUCUGGUGUGGUGGGGCCUUCAGCUUCUGCCUCGUCCCCAUCCUUUCCUCAAUUUGAGAAAGCAACUGUGUUGAGGGGAGAGGACUUUCCUACAUUACAGGCAGCUUUACCUGUUGUAUCUGGAACUGAAAAGAAACAGAAAGAUAGUUUGAACCUUAAACAGAAGCAGGUGGCAGCUGAGGAGUUGUCUAGUGAGAAAAGAGCCAGUUCUCGUUCAAGCCUUCUUGUUGAAAUGCGUCCGCAGUUGGGACAUAAUAGUAUUGGUAACGAAUUGGGUGGCAGUGGUGGUCAGGGUCCUGGCCUGAGUGCUUCUCAUGCAUCAGAGCCAGCUCAAAAACAGGAGGAUUACUUUCCAGGGCCAUUGCCAUUGGUUCGUUUGAACCCAAGGUCUGAUUGGGCUGAUGAUGAACGUGAUACAGGUCAUGGUUUGACAGACCGGGGAAGGGAUCAUGGGUAUUCAAAAGGUGAGGCUUACUGGGAUAGUGAUUUUGAUAUGCCAAGAGUCAGUUUGCUGCCGCACAAAUCAGCUCAUAGUCUGGUUGACAGGUGGGGACAGCGUGACAAUGAAACUGGAAGGAAUUCCUCCAGUGAAGUCACAAAAGUGGACCCUUACAGCAGGGAUGUAAGAACAGCGAGUAGAGAAGGACAGGAAGGAAACUCUUGGAGAGCUUCAUCCCCUCUCUCAAAAGAGGGAUUUAGUUCCCAAGCCAUUGGAAAUGACCGAAAUUUUAUUGAUGUGAGGCCUACUCUGAACAGAGAAAAGGAUAGUAAGUCCGUGCAAUCUCAUUUCCAUGACAAUGCUCAGGAUGAUAUUGGGAAGAGGGAUUUGGGGUAUGGUCGUGGAGGGAAACAACCAUGGAACAACACUAUUGAUACAUUUAGCAGUCGGAUGUCUGAGAGGAAUACAAGAGAGCGGUUUGGAAGUGAACAAAACAACAGAUACAAAGGCGAUAUCUUUCAGAAUGGCUCAUCAUCCAAAUCUUCUUUUUCUUUGGGUAGUAGGGGGCUUUCAGUUAAUGAUCCUAUAUUAAAUUUUGGCAGGGAGAAACGCCCAUUUUCCAAAAAUGAAAAACCUUAUGUAGAGGACUCCUUCCUGAAGGACUUUGGGCCUACUAGUUUUGAUGGACAAGAUCCUUUUUCUACAAGUCUCGUAGGUGUGGUUAAGAGGAAGAAGGAUGUGCUUAAACAGACUGAUCUUCAUGACCCUGUCAGGGAAGCUUUUGAGGCUGAGCUGGAGAGAGUGCAAAUGAAGCAAGAACAGGAAAGGCAACGGAUUAUGGAAGAACAGGAAAGAGCUUUGGAACUAGCUCGCAGAGAAGAAGAGGAGAGACUGCGAUUGGCAAGGGAACAAGAAGAGUUGAAAAGAAGGUUGGAAGAAGAAGCCAGAGAAGCUGCUUGGAGAGCUGAACAAGAGCGAUUGGAAUCAGUCCGUAGGGUGGAAGAACAGAGGAUAGCUAGAGAAGAAGAAAAGCACAGGAUUCUUAUGGAGGAGGAGAGGAGAAAACAGGCUGCAAAACAAAAGCUCUUAGAAUUGGAGGAAAAAAUUGCCAAGAGACAGGCUGAAGCAUCAAAGAGUGGUGAUAAUUCUUCUGCUGUAGGAGAGGAGAGAAUUUCCGAGGUAGUGAAAGGAAGAGAUGUCUCCAAAGCAGCAGAUGUGGGUGACUGGGAAGAUGGUGAAAGAAUGGUUGAGAGAAUCACAACCUCAGCUUCUUCUGAUUCCUCUGGACUGAGUAGGCCAUUUGAAACAAGUUCUAGGACUCACUUCUCUAGAGAUGUUUCCUCUGUUUUUUCAGGUAGAGGAAAGAACUUUAAUGCAUGGGGGAGGGAUGUAUUUGAAAAUGGAAACAGCUCAACCUUCAUCCAACAAGACAACGAGACUGGUCACCAUAGCCCCAGGCGAGAUGGAUCUGCUGUGGGUAGACCAUUUCCAAGAAAAGAGCAUAAUGGAGGAGCUGGAUUUGCUUCUUCUAGAGCAUAUUAUAGAGCAGGUAAUCCAGAGCACCACAUGGAAGAGUUUAGUAAUUCAAAAGGUCAAAGGUGGAAUAUUCCUGGGGAUGGAGAUCAUUUUGGCAGAAAUGCUGGGAUUGAAUCUGAAUAUCACAAGAAUCCGUUGGAAAAUUAUGGUGAUAUUGCAUGGGGGCAGCAUUCUCAUAGUAAUCCAUAUCCUCCCUACCCUGAAAGAUUUUAUCAAAACCCUGAGGGAGAAGGGGUCUCAUCCUUUGGGAGGUCACGGUAUUCUAUGAGGCAGCCCCGUGUUCUACCCCCUCCAUCUUUGUCUUCAAUGCAGAAGACCUCCUAUAGGGGUGAGGGUGAACUUUCUGGUCCUUCAAAUUUCCAACAAAAUGAGAUCCAGUACAGUCAUCCAAUAAGGAGUGGAUCUACCAUAGAGGCAGGUUGUGAUAGUGUUCGUCAAGAUCUUAUUGGGCGGCUUGGAAUCAUUAAUGCCCAGCAGGAGAAUACUGAAAAUGAAUUGCAGAAAUUGGAUGGGGACACAGCAAGGUGUGCCUCACAGUCCUCACUAUCUGUUUCUAGCCCACCUGAUUCUCCAGUUCAUCUUUCUCAGGAUGACUUGGAUGAGUCUGGAGAUUCUAUUAUCUUGUCAUCUGGUGAAGGUAAAGAUGUUGCUGUCUCUGGGCUUGGCAAUGACCCUCUUGUCUUGCCUUCUGAAGCUGGAAAAGAGAAUAUGUUUACUGCCUCCAAUUCUAUUUCUGCUGGUGAGGAUGAUGAAUGGAACAUUGAUAGCAAUGAACAGUUGCAGGAGCAAGAAGAAUAUGAUGAGGAUGAAGAUGGCUACCAGGAAGAAGAUGAAGUGCAUGAAGGAGAUGGUGGGAAUAUUGUUCUGACUCGGGACUUUGACAAUAUGCAUCUAGAGGAGAAGGAGGCAUCUGAUAUAAUGGACAACUUGGUCCUAGGCUUCAAUGAGGGUGUUGAGGUCGGGUUGCCAAAUGAUGAGUUGGAAAGAAGUUCAAGGACUGAAAAUGCUGCAUUUGCAUUGCUGCAGGAUUCUGUUGGUACAGUAGAAGAAAAGGAAUCUUUCAAUGGGAUGCAUGCUGGACAAACCCUCGAAUCUAUGGAUGCUCCUCAUGUGAAUUUAGAUAGUUCUGCUAGAAUCCUCCAGGAAACUGACGAGGGAAUGCAGGAUCUGGUUAUUCAGCCCAGUGACAUUCAUCAAAUAUCACCAGCACCUGAGCUUGUGGAUCAUGUUGAUGCUAGUAGUUCUGCUGUGUCUGCUUCCCAUGCAGUCAGGUCUUCUGAUCACACUGCCAUGAGUACUGCAUCGUCUUUACAGAAUCAUGGGGAGACACCCGUGAAGCUUCCAUUUGGGCUUUUUUCUGGUCCUUCUUUGAUACCAUCUCCAGUGCCAGCCAUACAGAUUGGUUCUAUUCAGAUGCCUCUUCACCUUCAUCCCCAGGUUUCCCCAUCACUCACUCACAUGCACCCAUCACAGCCUUCUUUAUUCCAAUUUGGUCAGCUGAGGUAUACAUCUCCUAUUUCCCAGGGAGUGCUGCCAUUGGCUCCUCAAUCGAUGUCUUUUGUUCAGCCCAAUGUUCCAAAUAAUUUUUCUCUCAACCAAGGUGCUGGAGCUCCUCUGCCUAUCCGUCAAGCUCAAGAGGCUUCCUCUCAUAAUCUGCUAAAAACAGAAGUUCCAUCUCUUCUUGGUAAUCAAUCUAGCCUAGGCUCUAGAUCCUUGGAUUUAUCUCAUGGGACUGUUUCUAAUGAGCAGAACUCUUUGCCAGCUAGAGAAAGUGGAAAAACUGUUGUGACACAGCAGGGUCAAGUGGAGAUUUCAAAUGUUGAUGGUGGCAGUGCUAGCGUUGAGUCAGGCUUCCUAUUACAAGAUCAGGGCAACCAGAACUCAGUUGUAAGGAACUUUAAAUCCUUGUCUAAUAAGGAAUCAGAAGUCCAGCUUCAAACUGUCCUGGUAGCAUCUCAGUCAGUUCCUAAAGAGAAAGAUUCAAGUGGGUCAAGGGCUCAUGGGAAAAUAUAUGGGAGUCGGGGAAAAAAGUAUGUUUUCACAGUUAAAAAUGCUAACCUGAGUUCAUUUCAGUCUUCAGAGGCAUCUUCCCACCAAGAUUCUAGCGGAUAUCAGAGGAGGGCUCAGCGUCUGCGAUCUGAGUUUAGAAUUCGAGAAACUGCUGAUAAGAAGCAGGCUACUGGGAUAGUUUCUUCAGACCAGUCAAACCACCUUGGUCCAUAUGAUAAGUCAAAUGCCAAUGGAAGGGGUGCUGGAUAUUCCACAAGAAAUGGAGUUAGAAAAGCUCUGGUGCUGAAUAAAUCCAAGCAGUCAAUUGAAUCAGAAGGGUCUGGUUCUGGUCCAGUUAGUUCACGGGAGAUAUAUUCUGGGAAUAGGGCUGAAAAAACUGCUGGAAAAGAAUUAUCAAUUAAGAGCCAGAAUAUCCCACACUCUGGAGAGGGCAGCCUAAAAAGGAACAUUGAAGAUGAUGUGGAUGCUCCUCUGCAAAGUGGCAUUGUUCGUGUUUUUCAGCAACCUGGCAUAGAAACCCCUAGUGAUGAAGAUGACUUCAUUGAGGUUAGAUCAAAGAGGCAAAUGUUGAAUGAUAGGCGUGAACAGAGAGAAAAAGAAAUCAAAGCAAAAUCCCGAGUCACAAAGCUGCCACAAAAACCUCGUUCAAAUACACAAGGUACUAUUGGCUCAGCCAGCUCAAAUAAAGGUUCUGUAUCAGCAAAUGAAGAAGCAGUAAAAACUGUUCGAUCUAAUUUUGUUUCCAAGGCACGUAACUUAGCAAGCAUUGAAGGAUCAGCAGGAUUUAGUACUGGGAUAGUAUCUCAACCUUUGGCUCCAAUAGGCACUCCUGCCUUUAAAAAUGAUGCCCAGACGGUGAAGUCCAUCCAGACAAGCUCUCUUCCCACUCCACCAAAUGGUGGAACAAACCUUGUUUCAGGAUUUGUGUUUGAGAGCAAGAAUAAAGCCCUGGAUAGCAUUCAGACAACAUUGUCUUCAUGGGGAAAUUCAAGGAUUAAUCAACAGGUGAUGUCAUUAACACAGACUCAACUUGAUGAUGCCAUGAAGCCUCUGCAAUUUGACUCUGGUGCUUCAAUUGGAGAUAGCACUUCCUCAGUUGGUGAGCCUACUAUGCCGUCAUCCUCCAUCUUGACGAAGGACAAGUCAUUUUCAUCUGCUGCAAGCCCAGUAAACUCUCUGCUUGCUGGGGAGAAAAUACAAUUUGGUGCUGUUACAUCACCAACAGUACUCCCUCCCUGCAGUCGUACUGUUUCACAUGGGAUUGGCCCUCCAGGUCCAAGUCUAUCUGAAAAACAAAUAUCUCGCAAUAUUUCUGCAUCUGAGAAUGAUUGCACCUUAUUCUUUGAAAAAGAGAAACACUCAAAUGAAUCUCGCAUUCAUCUGGAAGAUUGUGAAGAUGAAGCUGAAGCAGCUGCUUCAGCUGUUGCUGUUGCAGCUAUUACUAAUGAUGAGAUUGUUGGGAACAGACUGGAUACUACUUCUGUCUCUGCUUCAGACACGAAAAGUUUUGGAGCUACAGAUAUUGAUGGUGUAGCUGGUGAUCAGCAGAUAGCAAGUCAAUCUAAGUCUGAAGAGUGUCUAAGCGUAGCUCUUCCAGCAGAUCUUUCUGUUGAUAACCCCCCGAUUUCCUUAUGGCCACCUUUGCCUAGUCCACAGAAUUCUUCAAGUCAGAUGAUUUCACAUUUUUCUGGAGGCCCUCCUUCACAUUUUCCCUUUUAUGAGAUGAAUCCAAUGUUGGGGGGUCCCAUUUUUGCUUUUGGAGCACAUGAGGAAUCUGCAUCUACCCAACCACAGUUGCUGAAGAGUAAUGCACCAUCUUCAAGUCCAUUGGGUACCUGGCAUUCUGGAGUAGAUUCAUUCUAUGGCCCUCCUGCAGGAUUUACUGGUACUUUUAUUGGCCCACCUGGAGGUAUUCCUGGAGUUCAAGGUCCACCCCAUAUGGUUGUUUACAAGCAUUUUGCUCCAGUAGGACAGUUUGGGCAGGUUGGAUUGAGUUUCAUGGGUACAACCUAUAUCCCAUCUGGAAAACAACCUGACUGGAAACACAACCCUGUUUCUUCUGCUAUGGGUGUUGUUGAGGGGGAUGUAAGCAAUAUGAAUAUGACAUCUUCCCAGUGUAAUCCUACCAACAUGCCUGCACCAGUUCAGCAUCUUGCCUCUGGUUCUUCACUUCUGCCUAUGGCUUCUCCACUCGUGUUUGAUGUUUCUCCUUUCCCGUCAUCACCUGUCAUGUCUGUUCCAGCUCGUUGGUCUCAUGUCCCUGCAUCCCCUCUUCAGUCUAUGCCAUUGCAGCAACAUCCUGAAGGUGCAAUUCCUUCUCAGUUUAACCAGGGGCCUUCUGUUGAUCAGUCAUUAACUAGCAACAAGUUCCUUGAGCCACAAUCAUCAACACCAUCUGAUGGUAGCCAGAAAUUCCCUUUGGCAGCAGGCGCAACUGUCUCCCAGUUGCCUGAUGAACUAGGGUUGGUUGAGCCAUCUAGCUCCAUAUUUGUAGGAGCUUCAACACAGAGUAUUGCUGCUAAGAGUUCAUCCCUAAGUGCAGUUUCUGAUACUAGUACCAGUAAGAAUACUGAUGUCCAAAAUGGCAAUGGCAGUAACAACAGUGGCCAACACACUAGUUCUGCCUUCAAGACCAAUUCUUCUCAGCAAAAGAAUGUGUCCUCUCAGUACGGUAAUUCCUCUGGGUAUAACCAUCAAAGAGGAGGUGGUGUUUCCCAAAAGAACAAUUCUGGGGAAUGGUCCCACCGUAGAACGGCCUUCCAAGGAAGGAACCAGUCCUUUGGUGGUGAUAAGAACUUUUCUUCUUCAAAGAUGAAGCAGAUUUAUGUAGCUAAACAACAGCCCACGAGUGGGACUGGGACAUAAGCAACAUCAUGAUGAAAGGAAGAGUGGGCUUCUCAAGAACCAGUUGAAGGGAGGAACAAAUUUGAAGGUGCCUCUUCUUCGCCUUGUUUCUUUUUAGUUAAUUUUGUCAUAUCAGUGGCUGCUAGAUAGUGGUGAGUGCCUUGGUUUGGAUAUUAACAGUGUCUAUUAAUGUAUCUGUGCUGGUUUGGUAGUGAAGUUUGAAGUACUGAUAUGGUAAAGAGCAGUUUUGUUUUCCUGUGACAUUUUAGUGGUGUGUGCUAGCAGCCACGGCCCGGUCGACAGUGUCUAUUCAAAAGGGUUUUCUGUAGAAUUUAAACGUUCAUGCACCGACUACCAUUUGUUGAGUCACUCUUUUAGGUGCAUAAGUUUCUUUUGAUUGAUGUAACAAAAUUGUUGACGAUACAGCUGCUAAUUUUUUAAAGUAUAAUGAUAAAUGUAGGCUCGGAAA
Rubroshorea leprosula is the source of this 8021-nucleotide messenger RNA. Lineage: Eukaryota; Viridiplantae; Streptophyta; Magnoliopsida; Malvales; Dipterocarpaceae. The record is from the annotation of a GenBank genome assembly.